UCGCAAACUUAGAUCUAAAAAGGCAUGCAAUAUUCAAAAAACAAAUAUUUCAAAUAUACCCUCACAUAAUCAGUUAUGAAUAUAUGCUUGUAUAAAAAUCAUAUACAUAAGUAUACACAUAAAGUUAGCAUGAGUGUCACAAAUAUACACCAUUCGGGCAGCCUGAACCAGUGCGGCAGUAAUGGGGCCGGUGGAAGGACCAGUCCAGGUGACCUCGCAGGCGAAGAUUUCCUAUGCAUCGGUGGUAAGGGAUCCUAUCCCAGGCCAUCGAUUGCAUUCUCAGGGCUGCUCGCUUUCAGACGCAGCUGAGUUGGGAUUGCCCGGAACCGUCAGAGGCUUCCCGUCCAUUUCCUUCUCUGAUGAAGACUUACAGGUUCUUUCCCUCCCAUUCCGAUACGCUCUGGUCGGUACUUUCCCCGUCGGACGCCCCCCUAUUCCUGCGAUUCGUAAAGCUUUUGAAAUGUUAGGGUUUGCUCAACCUUAUUCGGUUGGUUUGCUCCAAUCGAACAUUGUUCUAAUCAAUUUCAAGUCCGACCUGGAUUUCCAAAAAUUUUGGGACAAGAAUCCUGGGAUUUCUUUGGGUUCCAGAUGGUCGUGACCCGAUGGACCCUGAGCUUCUCCGUUGAACGGGACUCACCACUGGCCCCUGUCUGGAUCUCUCUCGAUGGACUUUCAGUCCACCUACAUGAUUUACGAGCCCUCAAGUCUAUUGGUAAGCUUCUGGGGAACCCGAAAAGAAUUGAUACCCCUACUGCAAACUUCUCUAUACCAUCCACAACCAGGAUUUGUGUAGAAAUGGAUAUCUCUCUUGAUCUGCCACCAAAAGUUUGGAUAGGCGAUGCUGCAACAGGGUUUUUUCAGAAUAUUGGGUAUGAAAACAUACCACUUUUCUGUAAAAAAUGCUUCCGGUUUGGCCAUACCGAUACGGAAUGCCCUCUGGCAACCAAUUGUGUGCCAAAAAACCAGGUUGGGGCACCCGUUAUUGUCCCUGUAACUUCUUCCCUCAAGACCCCUGCUAUUGAUGUUAUUGUGCCUAAAGUUUCAAAGGCAACUAAGGACCCUGGUACCUCUUCUUUGGGUUCUAUAGAAACUGCUUUAAUUGUUCCUAAAACAACUGCUGCCCCUGUUAAUGAUGUUGUUGUUCCUGUCUUUAGUGAUGUUCCUCAUGCCCCUGUUAAUGAUGUUCCUCAUGCCCCUGUUAAAUGAUGUUCCACAUGCCUCUGUUCUGGCAACUUUAGAGGAGCAGGAUAUUUCUGUUACUGCUAAGGCCCCUUACGAUGCUACUGUAUUCGGUUCCUUGCUAGGAACAGAUCACUGCCAGGCCCCUUUGGUUGAUAAUAUUACUGUCCAACAUCCUUUGUCUACUUAUUUUGAUACAUUUGUUGCUGCAGAUAUGACUAAUUAUAGAAGGAGAUAAAUGCUAAUUAAGAAGCUGCCUAAACUUUAAUAAAUUGCUCGCUUUUCCGGCGGCCAUGGAAGCCUUGUCCACCACCGUGCAGAGGUUAACAGGGGGACCGUCAUCUGGUUCUCCCCAGUUUGCACGCAGAAGAGAAGCCGACUCUUUUCGCCGUGAUCAUGAAGACUCCUUGGUUCCCAGAUUCUCCAAGAUGGAAUUUCCGCAGUACGAUGGGAAGAGUGACCCUCUGUCAUGGCUAAAACGCUGUGAAAGCUUCUUUGUUCAGCAACGUACCCCAGCUCAAGCUCGGGUUGGCCUGGCGACUUUCCAUAUGAUCGGCACAGCGCAACUUUGGGCUAAUCAGUUGGAUACGAGCGCAUGACCAGUCUCUUGGACAGAGUUCUACACCAGAUGUACGAAACGUUUUGGCCCGCCUAGUAUUGCCCAUCCCGAAGGAGAACUUGCCAAACUACGCUAGACGAGCGACCUUGAGUUGUAUAUUGAAACUUUUCAACACAUAUUAGCUCGCACGGUGGGGAUCUCUGCCCGUAUGCAGGUUAAGAUAUUUACAGCCGGGCUCCGCGAGGUUGUCCGAAUGGAGGUUGAGUACCAGGAUCCAUUAGACCUUGACUCAGCUAUGAUGCUGGCCUGCACUGUCGAACGCAAAUAUCACCUGCCAAACUAUUCGUCUGAACUUCUAGUGCGCCCCCAAUCCAACCUACGUUCAGCAUCAGUACCUGCCACUACGGAAUCCAACCCGAACCUUAAGUGUCACUUUCGCUUUGGAGAGUGGGGGACUUAUGGAGUAUAUUUCCAUAUACCCCAGGGGUAUCACAAUCGCCGGCAUAGAGCAUCACAGACCCAUUCCGGAUUGCAUAAAAAUACCAAGUCCACAUCUGGGACCGACCCUAACGCCGGCAUAGAGCAUCACGGACCCCGACCAUUUAUUUAUUAGCAUGCAACUUCACAAACAAGUGUAAUAAUAUUCACUAAAUGUAAAGCAAGGUAAGAUUUAUUUAAGAACAGUGAGUAAACAUACCUUUAUAUAGGAGUCGUAGGCUUUUUUUGCAACGACCUAUGGAAUAUAAAUGUAUAAAGAAAUUAGGUCCCACAAGUUUAUGGGUAGUGCAAGCAUUUACUGAUUUAGUAGGUUAAAUAAGCAUAGACAUUCAAGAUGGAAAAGUUCUACAUCUCUAUAUUUGGGUUGACAAAAAAACAUCAAGUGAAGGAUUU
Messenger RNA from Cuscuta europaea, 2629 nucleotides. Lineage: Eukaryota; Viridiplantae; Streptophyta; Magnoliopsida; Solanales; Convolvulaceae. The record is from the annotation of a GenBank genome assembly.